AUGGGGUUAAGCCAUGAGAUGCGCCUGGUUUGGGGAGCACAGCAGGCGCGCUUUGCUAGCCCCGGUUGGGAGGUCCGCCUGUUAUGGGAGCUCAGCCGUUCUCACUCAGGCCUCUGGAACGGAGGUGAUGCAUGGGUGAAAUUAGGGCGAGCCGCCUUGCGCUUGGGAGAAAGAAGCCAGCUUAGACAAAGCGAUGCUGGCUUCCUCUGGUUCGGGCCCAGCUGCUCAGUCCUGGCUACCAGGCUGUUUCCUCCCCGCAGUUCUUCCCAGCAGAGGCUGUCCUACACCAUCCUCAGCGACCUGGCCUUGGCGCUCCUGGACGGGACGGUCUUUGAGAUCGUGCAGGGCCUGCUGGAGAUCCAGCACCUGACGGAGCGGAACCUGUACAACCAGCGGCUCAAGCUGCAGACGGAGCAUCGAGCCCUCAAACAGGAGAUGCUCCGUAAACACAAGGAAGACCAGCAGAGCUGCCAGGCUCACAACCUGCCCCUUCUGAAGGCCGCUCAGCAGCGAGAGCUGGAGGCCGUGGAGCAGCGAAUUCAUACCGAGCAACGGAUGAUGGACGAGAAGAUCGUCUUGGAGCUGGAUCAGAAAGUGGUGGACCAACAGAGCACCCUGGAGAAAGCCGGCGUCUCCGGCUUUUAUAUCACCACGAACCCUCAGGAACUGACACUCCAGAUGAAUCUGCUAGAGCUGAUCCGGAAGCUGCAGCAAAAGGAAUGGCAGCCUAGGAAGCCUUGUCCUUGAGGGGGGGCACGGGAAGGCCUCCCGCCACACCUCGUAUUGACCCAUGUGGGUCUUGUGGAAAAGUUGACGAUGCGGCUGGUUGUUUUUAUGUAAGAGACUCGGCUUGCCCAAGAGCGAAACAGGGCAGGGCCUGGCAGCCCCGGGCUUUCUUACGGCACCUCCACACGAAGGAGUUCAGCUCGAGUUUGUGUUUGUUUAUUGUCUCUCUCGGGAGGGGGGCCGUGGUUGUUUAUUUCUAACUUUUGAGGGAUUUCCAAAAUAUCUGAAGGUGGAUAUUUUGAAAUUGUAAUAUAGAAAAUACAGGCUGUCAAAAAGGCAAUAAACGCAAUUUAUUCAUUAGA
Molecule: messenger RNA, 1088 nt
Organism: Python bivittatus (Burmese python)
Lineage: Eukaryota; Metazoa; Chordata; Lepidosauria; Squamata; Pythonidae
Source: RefSeq, a predicted model, not a curated record